CCUACUUUUAUACGGUUUUUUAUUCCAAAUUAACGGUUUUUUAUAAAGUCUUUUUUUCAAAUUUCAAACCCCGAAGUUUUAUUGUAUUCUCUUUCUCUUUCAUCUGUUUCAUUCUCCCUUGUUUCUCAUUUUUUCUUUUUCUUCAUCCGAAAACCUAACUGAGUUUCUUCAUUUUUUUUCAAAAUCGUUUGGCAUUGACUGGUUAAACAAUGGUUGUCACUCGUGCGGGGUCUGCAUCUCCUGCUCGGUCGGGUGCUGCGUUCUCUGGCCCAGGAGCCUCGAAGCAAUCCGAGGAUCAAGAGUCUGCCGAAACGAAGGGGAAACUUCUGAAGAGUAAUCUUUCUCCUUUGUCUAAAGGGAAAGCUGUUUUGAAGUAUUCAUCAGAUUCUCCCCUUCCUAAUGUGAUCGAGGAUGAUGUUGGUGGUUCAAAUGAGUUGAAGGAGGGCAACAUGCAUGCGAGUGCUGACUUAAUUGGGAAAAAGUUGAAGCGAAAACAUGUUGCAUUGUCAAAGAGAAAAGUCAGUGCGAAGAAAUCUAAGAAACUAUCGAUUGGAGGUUCUAGUCGAGUAAAGUGCAAGGCUAACAGAAAAAUUGCGAAGAAGAAUGUUGGUUUACUGGAUAAACCGAAGCAUAUGGAAUGUUUUAUCAAACAUGAGGAUCAUUAUAGAGCAAGAGUCAAUUUUCACUGUGGUUUUGAGAAGAUCAAUGUGAUCUCAGAAAAAUUGACUGACUCUCAAAAGGUUUUGUUUAGUAAGACUUGCUUUGGUCAUUUUCUAAACCUUAAAUCUUAUGCUAAUCAAGCUAAAUUGGUUCACCAUGUUUUGUUGAGAGAAGUUAACCAGCCAAACUUAAAUGAAAUGUGGUUUAAAGUUUGUGGAAAGAUGAUUAGGUUUUCUUUGGGUGAAUUUGGGUUAUUGUCUGGGUUAAAUGUGUUUGGUGACAUUGAUAGAGGUGGAAUUAAGAAUAGUAAUCCUAUUGGAUUGUAUUCUAAAUUUUUUGGUGACCAUACAAGGGGCAUUUCAAGAAUUAUUGUUGAAGAAAGGUUUAAGGCUGCCAAUUUUGAUAAUGAUGAUGAGGCUGUUAGGAUGGCUGUACUUUACCUGAUCACUAACUUUUUGUAUGCUUGGCAAAAAGAGAAGAACAUUGAAAAAACUGACUUGUAUCUUUGUGAUAGUGGUGGUUUUAAUCAUUUUCCAUGGGGAAAGGAUAUUUUUAAUGUGACUCUCUCAUCUUUGAGAGAUGCUUUAAGGGAAAAUGAAGUUGUUAUUACUAGACAAGGUUCUUACCCAACCUAUAAGUUGAAUGGUUUGCCAUUUGUUUUCCAAGUUUUCAUUUACGAAUCAAUUCCUAGUUUAGAGGGAACUUAUUGUGAGAAGGUUAGUUGUGGUCUGCCUAGGAUUAUAAAUUGGUCAUCUGUUGCAAUCCCAUCUCAUAAGGAGCUUGAGAGGAAUGUGUUUUCAUUACAUAAGACCAAAAUUGUUAAAGUUUUGCCCACUGAUGAAGAGAACAAUGCCUUCAAGCUUGAAGGUUUUUUCCAGUGCAACAAGGAUUUGAAUGUUGCUGAUUUUGAGGAUGAUGAUUUUGUUGCUCCUCCAAAGAAACCAACCAGUGAGGCUCCUUCAUCAUCCUAUGUUCCUUGUGUGACAUUUGGUUUUUCUGAUCUGAAAAUUAUUGUGGAUGAAUGUCAGAAGAAGUGUAACAUUAUGUCUAAGGAAAUUGCAUUUUUAAAGCCUGCUAGUGAAUCUAGACAUAGGGCAUUGAUGGAGAUGUUGGUUAAUUUGAAAAACGAUCAAGAUUUAAAAUACAAGGCAGUUAUGGAAAUGUUAGGUGAGUUGAGGCCAAAAUCAUGUGGUAUUAAUGAUGAUAUUGAUCCUGUUGAUGUUGGUUUUGUGGGAGCUGAUGUUGGUGAUACUUCUGGUGGUGGUGGUGUUUUAAAGGAAAAGGAUAAGUCUUUUUAG
This is a messenger RNA of Humulus lupulus (European hop), 1958 nucleotides long. RefSeq lists its product as uncharacterized. The transcript has 3 exons. NCBI's taxonomy places the organism in Eukaryota, Viridiplantae, Streptophyta, Magnoliopsida, Rosales, Cannabaceae. The coding region runs from base 210 to 1958 and encodes 582 amino acids. The record is from RefSeq and is a predicted model, not a curated record.